This is a messenger RNA of Pelodiscus sinensis (Chinese soft-shelled turtle), 2179 nucleotides long. It is a transcript of the gene FAM151B, whose product is annotated as family with sequence similarity 151 member B. Lineage: Eukaryota; Metazoa; Chordata; Testudines; Trionychidae. The record is from RefSeq and is a predicted model, not a curated record.
CCCCGGCUGUGAUUCUUGGGCAAGCGCUGCUCCUCUCGUGCGGAGAGAUGGGUCCGUCCCCCCGGCGCAGCUCCGGGGGGCCCCGCCCAGGAAAGGGCCGGGCGGCCAUGAGACGCUCCGCUGCCUUCCUAGAAAGAGUCCGAGAUCUCGGCUCCUCGAGGGCUGGGCUGCGGCCUGCAGGCGGAGCUAAGCCAGCAGAGCCCCAGGCGCCUGGGCGCGGCCAUGGAGCGGGCGGAGCGCGGAGCUUGGAGUGAAAAUAUAUUGGAUUAUUUUCUGAAUACUAACCAGAUUAAAACCAAAGAUGGAGCAGAAAUCAUCUGGUACCAUGCAGCAAACAAUAAGUCACAAAUGAAAGAAGCAAUUCAAAGUGCUGCUCAUAUGCUAGAAGCAGAUAUUCUUCUUUGUGGUGAGGAAGAAGGAAAUGGUGAACCAAUCAUGGCUCAUCCUCCUGAAACAAACAGUGACAACACAUUACAGGAGUGGCUAAAUGAGAUUGUAAACACUAAAAAAGGCAUUAAGCUGGAUUUUAAGAGUUUAGCAGCAGUUCAGCCAUCUAUGAGGCUUCUUGAAGGCAUAAAGUUGCAUCUGAAGCGACCUGUCUGGAUUAAUGCAGACAUACUACCCGGACCUAACGGAAGUAAUGCUGUUGUGGAUGCAAAAACAUUUCUAGACACUGUAACUUCAUUCUUCCCAGAUGUGACCUUAUCUUUGGGCUGGACAACUGGAUGGCACCCUCAUCAAUGCAAUAAAGGAUACAGUUGGGCAAUGGUGAAAGAGAUGGCUGAGAUAUGUGGAGCACUUACUCAACCUGUAACAUUUCCCGUAAGAGCAUCUUUGUUACAACAGUCAAAAUCUGAGUUGCUCUGGUUAUUACAGAAGUCAAACAGGUACAGUCUGACUGUUUGGACAGGAAGGCAAGAUGAGUACUUCAUAGAAGACCUGCUUUACAUCAGAGACACCUUUGAUAAAAGUAACAUGAGAGUUGAAGGGUGCUCCGUCUGUGACCAGGGGCGGAUGAGAGGAACUAGCCGGUGCCGGACCGCGUGCGGCAGACGAAAGGCGUGAAAGCUGCUCGCGCAUGUGCGGUCUGACUGAAUACAGCUCUGGCAAGCUCCGAUUUGCGGCGCUGCGACCAGCCCGACACCAGAUGUGGAGCACUCAUGGGGACUACCUGAAAAGAAUUUUUGUUACAUAACUGUAUUAAAAAAUGAAACAAUGUAAAACUUUUAGCACCUACAGGUCCACUCAGUCUUACUUGCUCAGCCAGUCGCUAAGACAAACGAGUUUAUUUGCAUUAUGGGAGAUAAUGCUGCCCACUUCUUAUCUGCAAUGUCACCUAAAAGCAAGAACAGGCAUUUGCAUGGCCUUUUUGUAGCUGGCAUUGCAAGGUAUUUACAUGUAAGAUAUUGUAUACGUUCAUAUACCUCUUUAUGCUUCAGCCACCAUUCCAGAAGACAUGAUUCCAUGCUGCUAAUGCUUCUUUAAAAAUGCAUAAAUUAAGGGGCAGAAUUGCAUGUCUUCUGCUGUUUUAUGUUCAUUCUGCCAUAUGUUUCAUGUUACAGCAGUCUCAGAAGAUGAUGUGGCACAUGUCAUUUUAAGAACAUUCACUGCAGAGUUGACAAAACACAAAGUGGGUACCAAUGUGAGAUUUCUAGAGGUUGCUGCAGCACUCUACCCAAGGUUUAAGAAUCUGAAGUGCCUUCCAAAAUCUAAGAGGAAUGAAGUGUGGAGCAUGCUUUCAGAAGUUUUAAAAGUGCUUAAGAAGUUGCAUAAACUUCUGUGAUGCAGAAACUACAGAAUCUGAACUACCAAAAAGAAAAAAAUAAUAAGGUUUUGCUAGGGUCCUCAGAUAAUGAAACUUAACAUGGGCUGAACAGCUUUGGAUGAUUAUUGAGCAGAUCCCUUUUUUAGCAUGGACACGUGUCCUCUAGGAUGGUGGUUGAAAUGUUAGAGUGGUAUUAUAAUGUUGAUUUGUUUAUAAUGUUUAUAAUGUAAUGUAAUUGUUGUAAAUAGGAUGUAGGUAACGUGCACACUUAGAGGAGCGGUUGAUGCCAUCAGUAAGUAAAAACAAAAUGGAGUUUUGGAAAACAAAAUGGAGUUUCUGGAAAGUCAGUUAAACUUCUCCCACCUUGGCUACGUCUACUUUGGCCCCUUCUCCGGAAGAGGCAUGUUAAUUUCC